Molecule: messenger RNA, 639 nt
Organism: Colletotrichum truncatum
Lineage: Eukaryota; Fungi; Ascomycota; Sordariomycetes; Glomerellales; Glomerellaceae
Source: RefSeq, a predicted model, not a curated record
AUGAGUAGCCCACGCAGGAGAAUCGAGACUGAUGUCAUGAAUGUAAGGACGAGAAUCCCUCACCGAACGGCCCAUCCUGACGACAUUGAAAUAGGCAAGAGUUCUACGUCCGAUUCAAAGGGCCAGCUGAGAGUCAGUGUAAUACCUCCGUUCGAAGGAGGCGUCUGGAAGGUCCAUGUCGAGCUCCCCGAUCAGUACCCCUACAAGUCGCCGAGUAUCGGAUUCGUUAACCGCAUUUUCCACCCCAACAUCGACGAGCUGUCGGGAUCCGUCUGCUUGGACGUAAUCAACCAAACCUGGUCGCCCAUGUUCGACAUGAUCAAUAUCUUUGAGGUUUUCUUGCCCCAACUUCUGCGAUACCCGAACCCGACAGACCCUCUUAAUGGCGAAGCGGCCGCUCUAAUGAUUAGGGAACCGAAGAGUUAUGAUGCCAAAGUUAAGGGUGCGUGGACUUUACACGAAGAAUUGAAUCAUGGAGCAACGGAUACUAAAAUGGGGACAGAGUACGUGCAAAAGUACGCGAACAAAGAUGCCGCGGACGAGAACGGUGCUGAAAGCGAAGAUGACGAUGACAUGUCGUCUGUCGGAAGUUUCGGGGACGAUGACGAGGAGCCCGCCGGACGGCUGGAUGACGUAUGA